Molecule: messenger RNA, 2430 nt
Organism: Lacerta agilis (Sand lizard)
Lineage: Eukaryota; Metazoa; Chordata; Lepidosauria; Squamata; Lacertidae
Gene: RNGTT
Product: RNA guanylyltransferase and 5'-phosphatase
Exons: 16
Coding region: 132-1931 (599 amino acids)
Biological process (GO): protein dephosphorylation; 7-methylguanosine mRNA capping
Molecular function (GO): protein tyrosine/serine/threonine phosphatase activity; mRNA guanylyltransferase activity; mRNA 5'-triphosphate monophosphatase activity
Source: RefSeq, a predicted model, not a curated record
UGCGAAGUGGCUGGGACUGCUGCUGCCGCCGCCGCCGCCGCUGCUACUGGCGCGGGAGGGGGAGCUGUCAGGGAGUCCUGCCUCUCCGAGAAGCGAGGCGGCUGCGUGAGUCUUCCGGCCUCGGGGCCGCCAUGUCUUUCAACAAGAUCCCGCCGCGGUGGCUGAGCUGCCCGAGGCGCGGGCAGCCCGUGGCAGGAAAGUUUUUGCCCCUGAAGACAAUGUUGGGACCAAAAUAUGAUGAUCAAGUUGCCGAAGAGUGUCGUUUCCACCCCAGUAUGUUAUCAAACUACUUGAAAAGUCUUAAGGUUAAGAUGGGUCUACUGAUAGACUUGACAAAUACCACUAGGUUCUAUGACAGGAGUGAUAUAGAGAAGGAUGGGAUCGCAUAUAUAAAACUUCAGUGUAAAGGGCAUGGUGAGUGCCCCACAGCUGAUAACACAGAAACAUUCAUUCGUAUAUGUGAACAUUUUAAUAAUAAGAACCCAACAGAACUUAUAGGUGUUCAUUGUACACAUGGUUUCAAUCGUACUGGUUUUCUCAUCUGUGCCUUUCUGGUUGAGAAGUUGGACUGGAGCAUUGAAGCAGCUGUGGCUAUUUUUGCCCAAGCCAGACCACCUGGUAUUUAUAAAGGUGAUUAUUUGAAAGAACUCUUCCGUCGAUAUGGCGAUGGAGUGGAGGCGCCGACCCCUCCCCCUUUGCCAGAGUGGUGCUUUGAUGAAGAUGAAGAAGAGGAUGAGGAUGAUAACUGCAAACCAAGAACCCCCGAAUCAGAAGCUGGGUCAUCAACUUCAUUUUCAGGCAAAAGAAGAAAAGAACACUUAAAGCUGGGUGCUGUGUUCUUGGAAGGAAUAUCAGUUAAGCAUGUAACCCAAGUAACAAGUCAACCAAAGUUAGGAGAGAUACAACGCAAAUGCCAACAGUUUUGUGGCUGGAAAGGAACUGGAUUCCCCGGGGCACAACCUGUUUCAAUGGAUGAGCAAAAUAUUAAACUCUUAGAGCAGAAGCCAUACAAAGUAAGCUGGAAAGCAGAUGGAACUCGGUAUAUGAUGUUGAUUGAUGGCAAGAAUGAAGUGUAUAUGAUUGACAGAGAUAACUCAGUGUUUCAGGUAUCAAAUCUGGAGUUUCCAUUUCGUAAAGAUCCACGUGUACACUUAGAAAAUACUCUGAUGGAUGGGGAAAUGAUUAUUGACAAGGUAAACGGCCAGGUUGUUCCUCGGUACUUGAUAUAUGACAUAAUUAAAUUCAGUGCACAACCAGUUGGAGAGUGUGAUUUUAACAUUCGUCUGGCAUGUAUUGAAAAAGAGAUUAUAUUCCCACGACAUGAAAAAAUGAAGACUGGACAAAUCGACAAAGCACAAGAACCUUUUAGUGUUCGUAACAAACCAUUUUUUGACAUCCACAUUUCAAAAAAGCUUCUUGAGGGGAAUUUUGCUAGAGAAGUCAGUCAUGAAGUGGAUGGACUAAUUUUUCAGCCUGUAGGAAAAUACAAGCCGGGACGAUGUGAUGACAUUUUGAAAUGGAAGCCACCCAGUCUGAAUUCGGUGGAUUUUCGUCUAAAAAUAACAAGAGUUGGUGGAGAAGGGCUUCUUCCGCAGAAUGUUGGACUGCUUUAUGUUGGAAGUUUAGAUACUCCUUUUGCACAAAUUAAGGUAACAAAAGACUUGAAACAAUAUGACAAUAAGAUUAUAGAAUGCAAGUUUGAAAACAACAGCUGGGUCUUCAUGAGACAACGGAUAGACAAAAGCUUUCCAAAUGCCUACAACACUGCAAUGGCUGUGUGUAAUAGCAUACGACAUCCAGUGACAAAGGAAAUCCUUUUUGACUUCAUUGAAAAAUGUACAGCAGCAGCUCCAGGACAGACCCGCAAGCAUCACCUGGAUCCUGACACUGAACUCAUGCCACCGCCACCUCCUAAAAGACCACGGCCGUGAUUUAAAGACUGAGAGAAUACCAUGUUGUUUACAGUUCUACAAAACAAUGUGUGUGGGACAUUUGCAAAAAGUUAUUGUAAACAUCCUGUAAAUACUUAUGUGCAUUUUUUUUGGAAUGCCACAUCAUGGACUCAGAUUUGUUUUGUACUUGACAAGUUGAAUUUUGCUUUGUGGAAACUGAGAACAGAUUUAAUCCAAAGGGUUAGAUGAAAAAAAAAAGUGUAGAAUCAAUGGAAAGCCACCUUGUUUGAUAGGUACCUUUCAAAUCUAACAUUUUAUACAAGUAAACUGGAACUGUGAAGCCAUGACAAAGCGGCGCUUUUCUUUUUCCAAGUAGUGUUGCAAAAAGUGUGAUGUUGCCUCUAACCAAUUAAGAUUUGUUGCUUUGUUUAGUUUAGCAUAGUUCUCUUAUGUUUCUUAGGCUCCUGUUUAAAGACAAACGAUGGCAAAUGUUCAUGCAGUGUACUCUUUAAAAUAAAAGUUUAUCAGGUUUCAUUAA